AUGUCUUUCUUUGGGGUAGGAAAUCCUUUUGCUACACCGGUUGGCCAAAAAAUUGAACAAGCCACAGAUGGAUCUCUUCCUUCGGAGAACUGGGCUCUCAACAUGGAAAUAUGUGAUAUUAUAAAUACAAGCGCAGACGGACCUAAAGAUGCAAUAAAAGCAAUCAGAAAAAGACUGACUCAAAGUGCCGGAAAGAAUUACACAAUUGUAAUGUACAGUCUAACUGUGCUUGAAAGCUGUGUAAAAAAUUGUGGUAGAUCUUUCCAUGUCUUGGUAUGCAGUAAGGAGUUUAUAUCUGAGUUGGUAAAGUUGAUUGGACCAAAAAACGACCCACCAACAGUGGUGCAGGAGAAAGUUUUAAGUCUGAUACAAUGCUGGGCAGAUGCAUUCCAAAAUCAACCAGACUUGCAGGGUGUAGUACAAAUAUACAACGAAUUACGGACCAAAGGUGUAGAGUUCCCGAUGACCGACCUCGACGCGAUGGCGCCUAUAUUUACCCCGCAACGCUCAGAAAGAGGUGUUCCUUCCAGGGAUCCGGAUGGAGAGCCGGUGGUAGGAUCUCCACAACGCUCUAUCUUAGCACCAAGCUCGCCUACUAGGAUGCCGCUGGAGAGUAGCACUGGAACGGUGACAUUAUCGGAGAGUCAAACGAGCAAGCUCCGUGCUGACUUAGCUGUUGUGGAGGGCAACAUGAACGUCAUGACCGAUAUGCUUAACGAGUUCACGGCGCAACCGUACACGCAACACCACGAGUCCGACAUACAACUGUUAGAUGAACUGGCAGAUACGCUUCGCGCUAUGCAGACUCGCGUGGCAGAGUUAGUGGGCCGUGUGUCCGACGAAUGUCCCCUAACAGCACAACUGCUUCUCACCAACGACCAACUGCAUAAUCUGCUGCUGAGGCAUUCUCGGCUUACAAGCAACAGGAACGCAGCCACCGGUGUUGCUACUCCAUCUGCGAUUUUGGGCGCCGCCAUGGGAGUGCCUGGAACCGUUUCUCCACCAAAGAAAGAAGAGGAUGCCCUCAUCGACUUGAGUGACGAUGUUCCAGACGUCGCCAAGCUUUCUGUAAAAGAAGCCCAAGGUGAAAAGUCACCAAGCAGUUCCAAAGACGAGUUUGAUAUGUUCGCGCAAUCUCGUAACGUCACAUACGAAUCUACAAAGACGGGCGGGAGCAGCUAUGCGGAUAAUUUGGAGGAACAGACAUCAGCUGGUCUUGCUGCUGCUGCUAACACUCGCGCCACACAGCAGCCUUUGCCCUCGGGAAUGGAUCAGAGGGAAAUCGAUGAAAUAUCAGCCUGGUUAGAGCAAGAAAAGGCCGCUUCAGAAGCGAACGCUGGCCAGGAGAGUGUGACCAGCAGCGACUUUGAAAAGUUUUUGGCUGAACGAGCAGCAGCUGCCGACAAUCUGCCUGAUGCUAACAACACUAGCACCUCUAACAACACACCUAGGCACAGGCAAAUCAACAAGGAUCAAGAUUCGAUGUUCGCGCUAUGA
Messenger RNA from Leptosia nina, 1497 nucleotides. The record is from the annotation of a GenBank genome assembly. Lineage: Eukaryota; Metazoa; Arthropoda; Insecta; Lepidoptera; Pieridae.